GUGCCACUUUCAGGUCUCCUCACACUGCUGGUGUGUUCCAUUUUUUGUCAUAGGGUGCUGGCAGAUUACGGGCCUCCCAUUGCUGCUGCCAGGCCCCUAAUCUGCCAUGGGCCCCAGUACCGCCUCCUCAUGCUGCUGCCAGGUCCAGAGUCUGUCAUGGGUCCCUGUACGGCCUCCCAUUGCUGCUGUCUCCAUCGCCACACUCUGCCAUGUGCCACUUUCAGGUCUCCUCACACUCCUGCUGGUUUCCAUUUUGUCAUAGGUUGCUGUAUGGCCUCCCAUUGCUGCUGCCUCCACCGCCACACUGUGGCUCCAAACACUGGUUUUGGCCCCGUGACUGGCCAAAUGAGUGAAGUGUGCGGUGAUUCUAAGAUCGACGGCACUCAUCUGCAUGUCAUACUGACUGACAGUAUUAUUUCUCUUCCCCAGCAGACUCCAAGGGCAUUUAAAUUAAAGGUACAGUGUUCUGCACUAAUAUUA
Staurois parvus is the source of this 480-nucleotide messenger RNA. The record is from the annotation of a GenBank genome assembly. NCBI's taxonomy places the organism in Eukaryota, Metazoa, Chordata, Amphibia, Anura, Ranidae.